Messenger RNA from Blepharisma stoltei, 2652 nucleotides. The record is from the annotation of a GenBank genome assembly. NCBI's taxonomy places the organism in Eukaryota, Ciliophora, Heterotrichea, Heterotrichida, Blepharismidae.
AUGUCUAAAGUUGAUGAAGCUGAAAAGUGAAAGAAAAAAGCAGCCGAGCUACAAUUUAAGGUCAACGAAAUGGAAGGAGCCGUUGCAAAACUGCAGAGCGAAGACAACACUUCUGACGCAAAAAUCGAAAGUCUAAAUAAACUUCACGCUCAAAAAGUCCGAGCUCUCAUGAAUUCGAUUCAAGAUCUUAAAAAGCAAACAGCUAUGGCAAAAGCUCAGAACAAAGAAAGCAAUAGAUCAAAACUCAUUGAUAAAUUAAAAACUGAGCUUGUACAACAAGAAAUAGCUAUUCAAGCCUUAAGAGACCUUAUAAGAGAUGAUGAAAAAUGUGAUGAGCAAAUAAUUUGAUAAUAAUAAAAUGGCAGUGGUCUCUCCUCUUGAGUGAUAUUUAAUUAUUAUGGGGUUUGGUUUAUGUGUUUUACCUUUAUCCAUAACGCCAGAAUAUGGCUUACUACAAGGGUAGGGCAGAUUGACCCAAGUAAGAAAGGAAGUAUAGGGGUUUACCGCUUGAAAAACGAGAAGACACCCUUAGGUGGAGCACACGCAGGAGUCAAGCGAGGGCAAGGCCAAAGUGACCCUUGAAGGAUCCUAGAAAGCUUUUUGCCAAGUAGAAGUUUGGAUAUAGGCUUCACUAUUUUAGUUAUGUAGGGUAGUCUUAAGUUGGAGCUAAAAUGGUAGGCUUAUGCAUGUCCAAAUCAUUCUACGGAAGAAAACAACAUUUAAAUAUUGAGUAAUUAAGUAAGUAGGAUUAACAAAUAAUUGAGUAUCUCAAUAAAGGACCACCCCGGAUCAGGCCUCUCAGCAGAGAUCAGAUUAAAUUAAAUUUAGUGAGGGUUAUUUCUGUCCUACCGCCACUUCAGACAAAUCUUUUUCAUGUCGACAUCACCAAAAAAAAUAAUGACGUCAGCUGUCUCUCUCUCAAGACUCAACCGACUACCACAGGUCGAACUCUGCAACAGAGAACUCUCUUAGCCCUGGUAGUGCUCAAGGCACAAGCGAAAUGCCACUACCUCCUUUUGGACUACCCUACCUCGAUCAGGUAUAGCAGUUGCCCGAUGAUGGCGCAUUGAGCGCCAUCAUCGGGCAACUACUAUAUCAAAUUGCUUCCCAUAAGUUUGAGCCAAUUUGAUUGCCAGUAGAUCAAUGAAAAAAGCCAUUCUGGAAAUCAGACACAAGACCUUCCAAAAGAAUGGGAUCCACUACCUGAGGCCUUGGAUCAACUGGCCAUUCAUCCAGAACCUUAUAUUUCUUGCCAUUUUUUAAAAAGUUCUCAUCAGAGAAGAAAUGAGAAUCCAAAUAAGAAGAUUAAAAGGAAAGCUCUCAACUACAUCAAAACGGUCUUCAGAACAAGCAUUAGACGAUUUAGAUAGAAUUUUAAACCCGCCUGACCUUGAAGAAAAUGAAGAAAUGAAGAACAUUGAUCCUCUUCAAAAUGAAAAAAUUAUAGAGCUCUUAGAAGAAAUCGAGAAUUUAAAGCUCGAUUUAAAAUCUAAAGAAACUGCUGCAGAGAGCUUGAAAAAACAAAACAAAAAACUCAGCGAAGCACUACAAAGCAUGCAGAUGAAAGAAAAUGGGUAUGAAAUAAUUGAUAUUAAAGUAAAUAAGCUUGCAGUGGAAAGGGAAGAACUGGUUUCACAGCUAAAUCAGAAUGCUCAGAUUGAAGGACAAACUUUAGCAAGACAUGAUGAACUAGAAGUUGGGCUAAAAGCAGCUCAAGAGCAGAUAAACGGACUGAAGAAAAAGCUUGAAAAUAAUGUGAUAGAAAGGCAAAAAUCCCUUAAAGAGAUUGAAAGACUGCAAAAAGAGCUUGCAAUGAGUUUGGCAAGUGUCAGAGAUCUAGAAGGCCAAAUCGCAUCUCAUGCUACAGACUCUGAAAGUAAAGUGAGCGAUCUCCAUGCUUUACUUUUACAAAAAGAUACGAAGAUUGCUGACCUGGAAACUGAUGUAAUAGAAAAAGACAACGAAAUUUCUGAACUUAAAUCUCAACAAGCCCAGCUAGUAAGAAAGGACACAGAAGAUGGAAAAGACUUUGAGAUUGAAGUUUUAAGAGCCAAAGUCAAACAAUUGACACAAAAAGCUAAUGUCCCUGAAGACUUAAUAGCUGCAGAAAGAUCAGAAACUGAAAAAUACAAACAAAGAGUAAAAGAUUUAACCAGACAAGUUGCAGAGCUCCAAGAACAGGUGGAAUACUUAGAGCAGCACAACAUUGAAGCCCAAAGACAAGGAUCAGCCUUAUACUUGGCUGGAAAAAGACCUGCGGAACCAAAACUCCCUGCAGACUACCAAACCACCAAAGAUCUAUGCGAGAAGCUAAAAUCUGAAAUCAAAGAAAUAAAAAUCCAGCUACAAACCAGAGAUCGAGAGCUGUUAGAAGCCAGAAAUGAGCUUAACAGCCAAAAAGCUGCUGUGGUCGGACUCAGACAAAAAGUAAAGCAAACUGAUGAAGAAAAAGUCGUCCUUGAACAAAAAAUUUUUGGGUUUUCUGCACAGAAGCAAAGCGCAGUGGACGAAAAUUCUACGAUAAAAGAAAAAGUUAUUGAGCAGUCCAGAGAUGUAAUUCCAAAGCUGAGAGUUGGCAUUCCUCCUCAAUACAAUGCAGUGCAGCUGCUAAAAGCUUCUAGAGAUGUGAUGAAUAGGCUUGUGAGAGGCUAA